AUGAGUUGGAUGGACUCCUGGUCAAGACCAGGCAAACAUGCUGCAGUGCCACCUCCCUUCUAUCUCACCCAGGGAGAAGAUGUCCCCUACUGCAGAACUUGCGGUAGAGUGAUAAGUAACCGCAAGCAGCAACAGAAGGGAUCAGACACCAUCAAAUAUUGCUCCGAUCGAUGUCGAAAUCGAAAGCCAGGCCCAGCAGACAAAAAAUUGGAGAGAAUGAUUGUGGCUCUUUUGAAUGCAGAGGCAGGAUCCGGGAUUGAGAAAACCGCCGCUCAGUCCAAGCUGACCAAGGGCGACCGACGAAUCAUCCUGACAUGUGAAGAAAUCGAAGAAGUCAUCUUCGGCAGGAGACACGAUCCCACGAAAACAUUUGGGCGCAAGAAGAAUCGUGCGAGCCGUGCGCUGCAGGAAGAUGGCGAAUGGAAAAGCGUGGAUAUGGAUGGGAAUCACGAUCUCUCUUCCGAUCAGGACGUAUCGCCAAUAGAGGAAAGUCAUCAACGAAUCCGUCCAAGGGUCCGGCCGCCUCAGCUAGAAUCCGAUGUCAAUGGAAGCAUUGGUGGAGAGAAAGGUUGGGCCGAGCGUCACUCUGAAACCCCCGAAGAGUACGAAAAGAGACUUGAGGGACAGCAGCGCGCCGAAGAGCGUGAGAUGGUCCGCAGGGCCGCGAGGCGAGGUGUUGUGUUUGGCUUUGAUGUGGAUUCCUCACAAUCGGAUGCCCAGACACAACAAAUCAAGGGGAACUCAGGGCCAGGUCGGAUUGCAAUCAAAACGGGACAUCAACCAUCUCCACCGCCGCGACGAAAGUGUGAGGCGCUGAUGAACGGUUCGGUAGUGGAGCCCAGUUUUGCCAAAGGUAAUUGGGCUAUUCGAUGGAGGGAGUAA
Fonsecaea multimorphosa CBS 102226 is the source of this 882-nucleotide messenger RNA. RefSeq lists its product as uncharacterized. Bases 1 to 882 code for a protein of 293 amino acids. The record is from RefSeq and is a predicted model, not a curated record. NCBI's taxonomy places the organism in Eukaryota, Fungi, Ascomycota, Eurotiomycetes, Chaetothyriales, Herpotrichiellaceae. The transcript is spliced from 2 exons.